UUAAUGCUGCAUUUUUAUAAUGGUUUUUUUGGGUUUAUUUGUAUAUUUUAUUAUUUAAAAUAUAUAUCAUUUUGAGUAGUAAAAACACGUUUUUCUGGUCAUUCUUGUCUUAAAAUCAGAAGUAGAAGAUUUCCCUUUUUUUCAAUUUCAGGCGCCCUGAAAUACUACAUUCCUAUUGGCUGAGUUGCCUGCUUGUCUAAAAAUGGCGUGCGUUGAUUGGUUGGAACUUUUAAAGCCCAUCUUCUUCGUACCUGUCGAUCUGUGACAGGCCAGAGGAACUCCACGUCGCUCCGCCCACCGCCGCCCUCCCGCCCCUUUCCAUCGGCGUUCAAUCGUGAGGCUGAUUGACCGCUGCAGCUCUCCCGUGUGGCCCGUGAGAAGGCAGAUAUGGAUGGAACGACCGCGGUUCUGAAUUAAAAUCCUCUUAAACACACACCCGGGAGCCCUCCGAGACCGGAAUCCUGCACAGAGACCGCCGGCGGGGAUUUUACGACAGUACGGAGCGGAGGGAGACACGGGAGCGUGGCAGGAGGGACGCGCGAGCUCAACCGACCGACAGUGCACGCAGAAAUGGCGGAGCACCACGCAGCCAGCGACGGCAAGCACAAAGCGUCCGGCAGUGCGAGCGGCGCCGUGCACGGGGGCAGCCGACCCGGCGCCGCCGCCGGUGGUGGCGGUGCGGGCAAAGGAGGCCUGUCUGGCGGACUCACCCAGCCGGCGGGGUGGCAGUCUCUUCUGUCGUUCAGCAUUCUUUUUCUGGCCUGCCUCGCGGGAUUCAGCUCCAGACUUUUCGCGGUCAUCCGGUUUGAGAGCAUCAUCCACGAGUUUGAUCCAUGGUUCAACUACAGAUCAACACACCAUCUCGCCAGUAAUGGCUUCUACGAGUUCCUCAACUGGUUUGAUGAGAGAGCCUGGUACCCCUUAGGCAGGAUUGUUGGUGGCACGGUAUACCCCGGCCUCAUGGUGACCGCCGGCCUUAUCCACUAUAUGCUGAACUUCCUCCACAUCACCGUCCACAUUCGGGACGUCUGUGUGUUCCUCGCUCCGGUCUUCAGUGGACUGACAGCCAUCUCCACCUUCCUGCUGACACGGGAGCUGUGGAACCAGGGAGCAGGGCUGCUGGCAGCCUGCUUUAUCGCCAUCGUGCCGGGAUACAUCUCGCGCUCCGUGGCGGGUUCCUUUGACAACGAGGGAAUCGCCAUCUUUGCUCUGCAAUUUACUUACUACCUUUGGGUGAAAUCGGUGAAGACGGGCUCCGUGUUCUGGACCAUCGGCUGCUGUCUUUCCUACUUCUACAUGGUGUCGGCGUGGGGAGGAUACGUGUUCAUCAUCAACCUCAUUCCUCUGCAUGUGUUCGUGCUGCUGCUAAUGCAACGCUACAGCAGGAGGGUCUACAUCGCUUACAGCACUUUCUACAUCGUGGGCCUCGUACUGUCGAUGCAGGUCCCCUUUGUUGGCUUCCAGCCAAUCAGGACCAGCGAGCACAUGGCUGCUGCCGGUGUGUUUGCUCUCCUCCAAGCCUACGCCUUCUUGCAGUACCUGAAAGACAGGCUGACCCGACAGGAGUUCCAGACGCUCUUCUUCCUCGGCGUCUCUCUUGCAGCCUGCGUCGUCUUCCUCACAGUGAUUUAUCUCACCUACACAGGGUACAUCGCUCCGUGGAGUGGCCGUUUCUACUCGCUCUGGGACACCGGUUAUGCAAAGAUCCACAUCCCCAUCAUCGCCUCCGUCUCCGAGCACCAGCCGACCACCUGGGUCUCCUUCUUCUUUGACCUCCACAUCCUGGUCUGCACUUUCCCAGCAGGCCUCUGGUUCUGCAUCAAGAACAUCAACGACGAGCGCGUGUUCGGCCGGGAAGGUGCGGAAGCACGUGUCGGAGCAGGAGAAGGCCGAGGAGGGCCUGGGCCCCAACAUCAAGUCCAUCGUCACCAUGCUGAUGCUCAUGCUGCUGAUGAUGUUCGCCGUCCACUGCACCUGGGUCACCAGCAACGCCUACUCCAGCCCCAGCGUGGUGCUGGCGUCCUACAACCACGACGGGACCAGGAACAUCCUGGACGACUUCAGGGAGGCCUACUAUUGGCUGAGGCAGAACACGGACGAGCACGCCCGCGUCAUGUCCUGGUGGGACUACGGCUACCAAAUCGCCGGCAUGGCCAACAGAACCACGCUGGUGGACAACAACACCUGGAACAACAGCCACAUCGCGCUGGUGGGAAAGGCCAUGUCGUCCAAUGAGAGCGCGGCGUACCGGAUCAUGCAGUCGCUGGACGUGGACUAUGUUCUGAUCAUCUUCGGGGGCGUCAUCGGUUACUCCGGAGACGACAUCAACAAAUUCCUGUGGAUGGUGAGGAUCGCGGAGGGCGAGCAUCCCAAAGAGAUCCGGGAGAGCGACUACUUCACUCCUCAGGGAGAGUUCCGGGUGGACAAGGCCGGAUCUCCCACGCUGCUCAACUGCCUCAUGUACAAGAUGUCCUACUAUCGAUUUGGAGAAAUGCAGCUGGACUUCAGGACGCCCCCCGGCUUCGACCGCACCCGCAACGCCGAGAUCGGCAACAAGGACAUCAAGUUCAAGCACCUGGAGGAGGCCUUCACCUCUGAGCACUGGCUGGUUCGCAUUUACAAGGUGAAGGAUCUGGAUAACCGAGAGCCGCUCGACCACAAGCUCCGCAGCGUGACGCCCCGGCAGAAGUACACCUCCAAAAAGACCGCCAAGAGGAAGCGAGGGCAGAUCAAGAACAAGCUGGUCCUGAAGAAGGGCAAGAAAGCCCCCAAAAACCAACAGUGAUGCACUCGAACGGACGACCAGGAACCUCCAGCCAGCGAUGAAGAAGUCCGGGGUGGGGGGGGCGCUCGCCUUGCACUUAGGCGCUCCUCGUCAGAGCGCCACCGUGUGUUGGGGAAGCGUGGUAUCCGGCUCGCUCCAGAAUAUCCGUUUUAUCCUGAAGACGUCUGUCUUGCUUUUCUCUCCCGUCUGUUUGUUUUUGUUUUUUACUUGAAUGUGAGGCAUAGGGCUGCUCGGCGCGGGUC
Messenger RNA from Oryzias melastigma (Indian medaka), 3027 nucleotides. Its product is annotated as dolichyl-diphosphooligosaccharide--protein glycosyltransferase subunit STT3B. NCBI's taxonomy places the organism in Eukaryota, Metazoa, Chordata, Actinopteri, Beloniformes, Adrianichthyidae. The record is from RefSeq and is a predicted model, not a curated record. Gene Ontology annotation, cellular component: membrane. Gene Ontology annotation, molecular function: dolichyl-diphosphooligosaccharide-protein glycotransferase activity. Gene Ontology annotation, biological process: post-translational protein modification.